GUUUAGUUUACCACUUGAAACAAAGUUGGUCAUUUUGACAAAUCAGACAAAUGUCACACGUUAUCCUCAUGUGUUGACAAGUCAACGUCAUGUUUGUUGAUUUUUAAACUCCCGGUUUAUAAACUUGAUUACGAGAGUAAAAUCUACUAAAUAAUCUGUUAAAUAACCUAACCCAGUGUCAAAUAAUCAACAAUAAACCACUUAAAGAGUGUACAAUAUCAAACCAGACCAGUCUUUUCAAAUCCCUUUAAACAAAACAAAUGAUGAAUGAUAUCUUUUAGUUGUUUGUAUAUUGUAAGCUUUAAUAAUUAAAAAUGCCUACGGUAUUAAUGUUAGAUGUAUCGCUAUCGAUGUCGCGUCCCGUACCGACGUCGGACACUACAGAGACUCAUACUAGAUUUACGAUAGCCACUGCUGCUAUCAACACAUUUUUGGACUACCUAUGUGUUCACGCUAAACUAGAAUAUGUUGCGUUGGUAUCCUUUUCGUCGAUGUACGAAGUGGCCGUCCCUUUCACCCGUGAUUUUGACAGCAUUCGCGGUAAGCUGUUACAGCUUGAUGAAGGAGAUAAAACCUGUAUUGAUACUGCCCUCCUUGGUGUCAACCAAAUAGUACUUAACGAGUGGGGAUGCCAAACACCAGUGCAGAUUAUAUUGAUUACAGACGGCAGUAGUGGAGUUGGUACUAUUGGUAGGAACAGGAUUGUACAGGCCCUACCAUUACCACCCUCAUAUCCAGCCAAAAUACAUGUACUGCCUAUAGUUUCCCCACAUGAUACUAGCUUACAACAUGCUAUGCCGCUGUACCAGAAAAUAGUGGACCUGGCCAAUAAUACAACUAGCAAUUCCAAUGGCAAUAUGUCACGAGGGUCCAUUUACUGUCCUGAUCAACUAACUGUUCCUGGUGUUAUAACAGCAAUUACUCGCCUCUGCGAGCAGCAUUACCAAGAGUUUUGGUGCACUCUGAAAUGCGGUCAGUUGGAGACACGGGUGCAAUUGUUCCCGGCGCCGCAGACUGUGUCUCAUGAGGGCGUUGACUCGACGUACACAUUAGCCAAUCAAUUACAUGUCAUUGGAUUUCUACAACAACAAGAACUUGGAACUCCGAUGGCUAUCAGCAAACACCUCGUAAUACCACAAGCGCAAGCGGGCGGGAAUGCUGGGUCGAGAGAGAAUUACGGUUCCAAAACACCAACUAAGGAAGGCUCCUCUAGUACAGAUGGUUCAACUACUGAGGAUGACCUAUCGGAUCCUAGUAAAAUCCCCAAUUUCUGUGUCCUGCUACAUGGAGCACUGAAGGUGGAAGGCAUGGCGGCGGUGGUGCUGCUGGGCGCGGAGUGGUGGGGCACGCUGAUGGCGUGGUGCGAGGCCUCGCGCUCGCGGCGCUCGUGUCUGCUGCUCAGCGUGCUGCGCCCCGGCAGCGCCGCCGCGCCCUGGCUCGGUGCGCUCGACCAGCUGGGGCCCGCCGACGAGGGAACUACCGCCGCAGAAAGCUUCCCGGUGCGGUCGUGGCGUUCAUACAGCAGUGGGGGCUCAGCGUGCGCGUGGGCGCGCCCGCACGCGCUUCUGGCUGACGUGCAGAAAGUGCUGCGACACGCUCGGAAGCUGCCCGACAAGACACAACAUCUAUUUAAGGAAUUAAACAGACUUCGACGAGCAGCCAUUUCAUUAGGCUUCUCAGAACUUCUCACAGCGAUCGGGAACGCAUUAGAGCGUGAAUGCACGGCAUUGCCACCUUCAGCACCUUCCGAAUGCGCCUUGCAACUAGCGCAUGCUGCGAACGCCUUGCGAGACCCUAGGACGGCAUUAGAUAUUAAACAUACGCUUACACCACUUGGUCCAAACUAUAACGCAUCUAUUUCACACUGAUUAAAGCGGUUCCAGUGACCAAGUCAAUCAUUGUAAAUAAUGAUGUCUUAUCAGUUUUUUUUAUGUUAUGGGGAUAAGUUAAACUAGAAAGAAAUGGUUCUUUAAACUCAUGAAUGUAUAAACGUCAUCGUUAGUUAUUUUAAAUUUAAAUAUUUAAAGUAGUAAAAGAAAUACUUUUCCACAAUACAAUGGCGUUUUAUUCCAUGAACUGCGUAUUUCAAUAACAGUGAUUUAAGUAAAA
Messenger RNA from Trichoplusia ni (cabbage looper), 2109 nucleotides. It is a transcript of the gene IntS14, whose product is annotated as integrator complex subunit 14. The record is from RefSeq and is a predicted model, not a curated record. NCBI's taxonomy places the organism in Eukaryota, Metazoa, Arthropoda, Insecta, Lepidoptera, Noctuidae. Gene Ontology annotation, biological process: snRNA 3'-end processing. Bases 315 to 1868 code for a protein of 517 amino acids. Gene Ontology annotation, cellular component: integrator complex. The transcript is spliced from 10 exons.